This is a messenger RNA of Cyprinodon variegatus (sheepshead minnow), 3413 nucleotides long. RefSeq names its product serine/threonine-protein phosphatase 2A 55 kDa regulatory subunit B beta isoform. Gene Ontology annotation, biological process: peptidyl-serine dephosphorylation. Lineage: Eukaryota; Metazoa; Chordata; Actinopteri; Cyprinodontiformes; Cyprinodontidae. The record is from RefSeq and is a predicted model, not a curated record. Gene Ontology annotation, molecular function: protein phosphatase regulator activity; protein binding. Gene Ontology annotation, cellular component: cytosol; protein phosphatase type 2A complex. The coding region runs from base 660 to 1991 and encodes 443 amino acids. The transcript is spliced from 10 exons.
AGGAUGGGAGGAUGCCGAUGCGUUUUUUCCUGCGUCAUUUUUAGAGCUAAAGCUGAAUGUCGGUCAUCAGGCAGCCAUGGUGGAGGAGUUUUAAAGUCAUGCAGCAGGGAGGGGCCCCUCCUCUGCUGAAGGAUCCAUCUCUGCUCUAAACGCCACAGUGAGUCAGCUGGAGCCUCCGAUGAAUGAAUGAAUGAGGAGCAGGACGCACUGACAGCCGGGGAGCCAGGUACCGGAGCGCGCUGUUGACGCACCAUCCAACAGGAGGAGGAGGAGCAGGAGGAGGCGGAGGAGCAGGAGGGGGGGUCUUAUUCUAAACUCAAAUCCUUUAGAAGAGAUUUACGGAGCUGCUGCUGCGGGUUCAACCUUCAGGAAGACGCAACAUUUCAUUUUUCCUGCAGAGGAUCCAGUUUUUUUUUCUCGGAUAUUUGGAUCAACUGCGCAGUGAAAUUAAUCCAACCUUUAAUUGGCAUCGCUGUGGAUUGUAGAUCAAGGCGUGGACAGAAGCAGCCGCCCCAUCCAUCAUCACAGGUUUGAUCCACCGGGGGUCCGGAGCCACCAUGACAGGCCCCCCGCUGGUCCCUCGGCCCGCAUGCUGACGGUACCGGGCAGGAUGGGAGCAGCUCUGCCGAUACCAGCAUCCGGAACCAGCCGAUUCAUCAAUGGAGGAGGAGAGUGACACCCGGAAAAUUAACAACAGCUUCCUUCGCGAUCACAACUAUGCAACCGAAGCUGACAUUAUCUCUACGGUGGAGUUUAACUCAACAGGGGAGCUGUUGGCCACUGGGGAUAAAGGAGGAAGAGUGGUUGUCUUCCAGAGGGAGCAGGAGAGUAAAACACAACCUCAUCGUCGAGGGGAGUACAACGUUUACAGCACAUUCCAGAGUCACGAGCCCGAGUUUGACUACCUGAAGAGUUUGGAGAUCGAGGAGAAGAUCAACAAGAUCAAAUGGCUCCCUCAGCAGAACGCAGCGUACUUUCUGCUCUCCACCAACGACAAAACCGUGAAGCUGUGGAAGAUAAGCGAACGGGACAAGCGUCCGGAAGGCUACAACCUGAAGGAUGAGGACGGGCGCUUCAGGGACCCCUCCACCAUCACCUCUCUGCGGGUGCCUGUUCUGCAGCCCAUGGAUUUGAUGGUGGAGGCGACAGCCAGGCGCGUCUUCAGCAACGCCCACACGUACCACAUCAACUCCAUCUCCGUGAACUCUGACCUGCAGACCUUCAUCUCCACGGAUGACCUCCGGGUGAACCUGUGGAACCUGGAGAUCACGGACCGCAGCUUCAACAUUGUAGACAUUAAGCCAGCCAACAUGGAGGAGCUGACGGAAGUCAUCACCUCAGCAGAGUUUCACCCCCAGCAGUGUCACACCUUCGCCUACAGCAGCAGCAAAGGCUCCAUACGCCUCUGUGACAUGAGGCAGGCCGCCCUCUGUGACAAGCAUUGCAAAUACUUCGAAGAGCCGGAGGAUCCAUCAACACGCUCCUUUUUCUCCGAAAUUAUCUCCUCCAUCUCCGAUGUUAAGUUCAGCCACAACGGGCGCUACCUGAUGACAAGGGACUACCUCACUGUCAAGGUGUGGGACCUCCAGAUGGAGAACAAACCACUGGAAACCUACCAGGUCCACGACUACCUGAGGGGCAAACUCUGCUCUCUGUAUGAGAACGACUGCAUCUUUGACAAGUUCGAGUGCGUCUGGAACGGAUCGGACAGCGUCAUAAUGACCGGUUCCUACAACAAUUUCUUUCGAAUGUUUGACCGGAACACCAAACGGGACGUCACGCUGGAGGCGUCCAGAGAGAACAGCAAACCUAGAGCUAUUCUGAAGCCUCGAAAGGUUUGCGUCGGUGGGAAACGACGGAAGGAUGAGAUCAGCGUAGACAGCCUGGACUUCAGCAAGAAGAUCCUCCACACCACGUGGCAUCCGCACGAGAACAUCAUUGCCGUAGCGGCCACCAACAACCUCUACAUCUUCCAGGACAAAGUGAACUAAUAAGGCAGCCCGCCCCCCAUCCCCCCCCACUGACUCUGGACCCACACAGACGUGCGGGGCUCCUGUCUUAACCCCCCCUCCCCUCCCCUCCCCCAUCCUCAGACUCUAUUUUAAAAGAGUCAAGUGUUAUAAGGAAUUGAACACUGAAACAGAUCCGAUGCAUUUCUAGAAAACAACUUCUGGUUUCAUUCAUGCGGAAAACCGAGGGAUUGAAUCCUGUGGGUUUAUGCAACACGAAGGAUCGUUGCAUGAAUGAUGUUAUGUAGCAGCCCUCUGGACCCUAAAGAAACAGGCGGAUAGGUGAAGUAAAAGAGCACAGAGACGGGAAGCCGGCUCGUCUUCAUGUAGCGCCAGUCCCCCCCCCUAUAAUGCUUUGAGAUGAACCCCCUGAGCCUCUGAUUGAGGUCCUGGACGAAGAGGAGACUGUUAAUGCCUGACCCCCAGAAGCUGCACCAGUCUCACCGGUUUGGGCGUCUCUUUGGAGACCUCUGUUAUUCUUUUAUGUGAAUGAACCCCCCACCGGGCGCCAUGAGUCCAAUUUCAUUUAAAGACGUCGGUUUUGUCGAGUCCUUUUCUUGGUGGGUGAGUCUGUUUAGAAGCUGUGGUGCCUUCUUUUGGUAUGUGGGGGCUUUGAUGUAGUGGACGAGGGAGGGAGGGAAGGGACUGUGUGAAUGUGUUAAAUUAAAUGUUAUCUUAGGGUUUUUGUUUUUUUCAACUUUCUUUACCAAUGAAAGUAUGAAUAAAGCUUCAGUGAGAGAAAGUGUUGCAAAUAAUGACAAAGAGGAGACAUUGAUGUUCGUUGUCUCAUUUUUUUUUUCAAAGUAAAGUUAAAGCAACACAUUUUUCUUUGAAGUGUUUUUUUUUCUUCCUUUUAAUAAAACAGUCAAAAGUCUGCAAAAUGUUCCCUUGUUUUCAUAGUGCUGAAAAUGAUUUAUAGGUGAUAAUUUGAUUGGAACUUAAACUUAAACUAGAAUAUGGUGGCAUCACUGUGCUGCUCUAGAUUCUUUUGCAUGCGGAUUCGACAGUCCAACAUCUGCAGAUCAUUUCAAGCACAAUGAAUGCUUUUUCUUCUUCUUCUUCUUCUCCCUAAAAGAUGUCGACUUAAUCGGUUUUAUAUGAGAUUGUUCCAAAGCUUGUUGCAUGUUCGUUCUCUGGAGGAAGACGGGCGAUGACGGGCAGCGGCGGGUCGUCUCACAGAAAUCGGCUUGGACUCUGUAAAAUCAGGGAAUAUCUGUGUGUGAGUCUGUUAACAGUGGUAUCUUCUAAACUGCCCUUCUUUGUGACACAUCUAACUGAAACAAACCAAUUUUUAUAGCUCAGAAUGUAUCACAAUGCAAGGAAUUACCAUGCAGUCUUUAUGCUUAAUGGACUUACUUUGAAUAAAAAAAAAACAAUAAAGAUUUGCAGCUCAAUGCCUGCUAG